Thlaspi arvense is the source of this 603-nucleotide messenger RNA. The record is from the annotation of a GenBank genome assembly. Lineage: Eukaryota; Viridiplantae; Streptophyta; Magnoliopsida; Brassicales; Brassicaceae.
AUGCGUGAGCACACUGACCACCCUUUCUCCGUGCCUCACCUACAUCACCGGAAACUCAACCACUCCCUCACAGACUUGCUGCUCUCAGCUCGACUCUGUCAUCAAAUCUUCGCCGCAGUGUCAUCUGCUCUGCCAUAUAGUCUCACUCACAACAGUAUUUGUAUAUUAGUGGCCACUGGGCCGACAGCACCUCUUCCCGCACUUUCUCCGACGGAGGAGAACCCAGGUGUGGCACUAACCCCAUCCUCAUCACCAGGUGGUCGUUCAGGAGUUGGAGGUGGUUCCAAGACCACCCUUCCACUGGGCCCGGCUCAUCCUCCGGGAGCGUCGACCGUGUGCCACCCCAUUUGCUUACAUAUACUAUAUUUGUGGUCUGGACCUCCUCUCUUCUUAAUCAAUUCUAAGAGUUCAUGUAUUUGAGAAUUUGAUUUCCACUUUUACUAAUUUAUCCGGUUGUUGUUAAGCUGCUGUACCAAAUUUAUAUGUCAGUUGUGUAUUUUAUUUGUUUAGCUAUUUUCAGUUGAUGGGAUCGAAUCAUUGAAUUUAUUGUCUAUAUAAAAUAAUCAUUACAUUUUCAAAGAAACUAAAAUUUCGUUGUGAAUA